Messenger RNA from Oryzias latipes (Japanese medaka), 5028 nucleotides. RefSeq names its product forkhead box protein G1. Gene Ontology annotation, molecular function: sequence-specific double-stranded DNA binding; DNA-binding transcription factor activity. The record is from RefSeq and is a predicted model, not a curated record. Gene Ontology annotation, cellular component: nucleus. Gene Ontology annotation, biological process: regulation of transcription by RNA polymerase II. NCBI's taxonomy places the organism in Eukaryota, Metazoa, Chordata, Actinopteri, Beloniformes, Adrianichthyidae.
AGACUUGGUUUGAAUGUAUUGGUGAAUAAAACUGGUAAAGUCCACAUUUGCAUUGCAAUCUUUUCCUUACUAAGGGUAAUAUAAUAAUUUAUUAGCUUUAAAAUAUUAAUAAUAAUACAAAUUCUUGAUAACAUUCUAACAAAGAACAUGUAUUUAUAGAUCAAUUAAAUUUUUGUAAUUAUUAUUUCAUUUUUAUGUAUUUAAAUAAAUACAAUAGCUGCCACCUUUCCCACGUUCUGUAAUGAUUUUUUUCCUCUAAUGACAUUGUUUUACGUUUUGGCAUCUAUUAAGUUCAUAAAGUUUAUUUAAUUUUCUAUAAAUUCAGUUUACAUUUCUUUGGCCUUACUGACAGAAAAAUAAUAUCAAGAAACUUACACACAUAUUUUGAAUUAAAAUAAAAAGCUUUUAUUACAACAUGGAACUAAUAUAAUAACACGUUUAUUUAUUUAUUGUCAUGUUAACUACACCUAUAGGAGGCGCUCUUGUUACAGCGUUAAGUUGAGGCUUUUCCUCCACACGCACACUCGCACCGUGCGUGUAGGCGCCCAAAACCUCCCGGCACAGUGAUUGUUACUAGAAAACAAUGGCGGCGCGCUCACAUCUCCAAACAAGCCUGCAUCGUGCGCGUGCACACGGAGCGUUUCUAGUGGUAAAACAAUAAACACUGAGGCGCUUGCCCAUAACGGCCUGUGCGCUUUAUUGAACGCACGCCUCACACACACACUAUGAAGUGGUAGUGCGCUUUUACGCACAAACUCAGGGUGGUUUACUCAUUCAAUGCGCGCAUGUACGUGCGUGAGAAAGGCCACAGUCGCAUAGUGGGAAUUUCGUGAGCGUGCACGCGCGUAAAUACCAAAACGCGGACUGAUUACUGCGCGCGUGGAAAGAAAAGAUGAAAGGUUUCUGUUGCUGGAGACUGUAAAGGUCGACUGCGCGUGAGCUCGGAGAAACGGAGACUGAGGGAAGAAGCGCGCAGAGGAUUUGUCAACAAAGAAGCUCCUCCUCUCUGUGACGCAGCCCACGAUUCGGAACCUCCUUAAUUACUAAUUUCUCUACAUUCAAGCCGCGAUUGCUCCCUCCUCCCCCCUCUCUCUCCCCACUCCCUCCAUCCACGCUCCUCUCAUCCUGACCCUCCUUUCUCUCGGUGUCUUUCGUUUCCAGCCCGGAUAACGGAGGCGGACGAGGUUGGAGUAACUGUAAAUACUAUUUUUUUCCUUAUUAUUAUUUAUUCUCCGGGGAUUCUUUUUCUUUUCUUUUUUUCUUUCUUUCUGGCCACCGGGCAUGGAAGAUGUAAAGGACCCGCCGACCGUCCACCGGUCCUCCUCCUUCAGCAUCAAGAGCCUCCUGCUGCCCUCCAAGUGCGACCGCUCGGACUCGGUCUCCGCCGCCACAAUCGUCCCGGUGAACCUCUGUCCGUCCCCGGAAUCAGACUCCGACAAGUCGCUGGAGCCGGCAGAGGUGGACUCUACCGCCGCGGCUCUAGAGCCCGACAAAGUGGAGAAGGAGGAUCAGGGGCUCGAAGAGGAGGAGGACGGAGGGGGAGGCGGCGGAGGAGGGGACGACUCCAAGGCAGCAACGGAGCAGAACGGCAACGGCGGCAGCAACGGGAAAAACGGGAAGUACGACAAGCCGCCUUUCAGCUACAACGCCCUGAUCAUGAUGGCCAUCCGGCAGAGCCCCGAGAAGCGGCUCACGCUCAACGGCAUCUACGAGUUCAUCAUGAAGAACUUCCCGUACUACCGGGAGCACAAGCAGGGCUGGCAGAACUCCAUCCGGCACAACCUCAGCCUGAAUAAGUGCUUCGUGAAGGUCCCCCGGCACUACGACGACCCCGGGAAGGGCAACUAUUGGAUGCUGGACCCGAGCAGUGAUGAUGUUUUCAUCGGAGGGACCACUGGGAAGCUCCGCCGGCGCUCCGCCACCUCCCGGGGGAAGCUGGCCAUGAAACGCGGGCUGCGCUUCGCUCCGCUCGGGCUGGGGAUUAACGAGAGGGCGAGCAACCCGCUGUACUGGCAGAUCUCGCCGUUUCUCUCCCUUCAUCAUCAUCAUCACCACCACCCGCACUACAACGGAUCCUCGCCCGGCUUCCUGAACCAGGCGGCCGGCUACGGCUCGCUGCUGCCCGCCGUGGAGCAACUGAACAACGGGGAGCUGGGGCGCUCCAUCCUCGGCGGCUCCGCCGCGGGCGCGCUGGGUUUAACGAACACUUACGGCAUGAACACGUCUCCCGUGGGCCUGCUGUCCGGACAGACCGCCGGCUACUUCGUGUCGGGGAGCCAACACGCCGCUGCGGCGUCCGGCCCCCCCGGUGGAGGCCCCCCACCUCCGCCUCAUCCUGCGCAGCACCUCCAGCAGGGCGCACCGGCGUUCGGCGGGCUGUCGAGCAGCAGCUCCCCGCAGUCCCUGCUAUCGGACUCGCUGAGGACCAGCUCCCUACCGGCCUUCUCCCCGGGCAUGUCCGCGGGCUUCCCCGGGGUGCUGUCCCACCAAAAGAGGGUGACUCCUAACGCCUUCCUAAACUGAGCCUCCCCUUCUCCGGCAAAAAGGAGGACGCACGAGGAGGGACGUCACGUAAAAGGGAGAAGACGAUUGGGGGGGAGGGGGCAUCAUUUAUCGACUGCAAAACCAUACUUGCAGUUUUUUGGCCAUAUUCCGUCCGGAAGUGACGCGGGUUUAUCUGGAUUAUUUUUCUGCGCUUUGGACUUAAAAAAGGGAGAAACGUUUUGUUACCGCGGGUUGUACAACUGUAAACUAGACUUGCCAAAGGUAACACUAUAAGUAUAUUUCAAGCUAUUUAUAUCUUGUACAAAGAUUUUCAGGACUUUCUUCUAGUUGUUUAUUUAUGUUUUGUAUUUAUUGUACAAUGUAUUUAAUUUUUGCUCAGUGUGUUCUCUCAGUAUUAAGACAAGUCGUUUAAACUAAGACAAUCACAGGGUUGAUAACUAUUAUUUAUGAAUUUUGACUCAAUCAAAAGGAGGAAAAAAACAAGACCAUGAAAAAAAUGUUUUUAGUUUUAUUUUAUUUGAGAGGAAAGAACUUCAGAAAAAAGUUUGUGAGUAUAGGAAUAAUUAAAUGACGCCUUAAAAGCAGCAGGAAAAGAGUAAAUCAGGGUUUUUCAGGAAAAAAAGCCUACAAUUCAUAUCUUACUCAGGUUUAACCCCGAACAGGCCUAAUAAUAAUAAGAUGAUAUAAAUGAUGAUUAUGGUGACAAUCAAAGUCUUUCCGUGAAGAGUUUCCUUCCAAAAUGCGAAUAUCCAAUCAGAAGACGCCCCAGCCACACAAACAGCUCUUAUCUUUUUUGGAAAAGAACUCUUCCCGUGAAUUUUAUGCAAGUCUUUCUGUUUCCAACACUGUCCCUGACCCAUUUGUAUUCGUGAGCGUGCGGGUGUUCAGGCCUGUAGGCUGGGGAGAAACCCUCCUGCGCAUGUGCGCACACGCACCUACCCCACCGUCGGUUCAGAGAUGACACCUUUGCUGACCCGCUGAUCCGCUUCGGCAACUCGGAGAGGUUCCGGGUCCCCACGAAAACACAUUCGUACGUGUACACGCACAUGCAGUGCGCAAACAAGCGGCGCGCUUUCCCCGCAGCCUUCCUCUUUGGAUAUAAAGGAUACAUAAAAACGCAGUUUGCGCACUUUUUCCGGCUUUUCCGCCAAAAUAAAUGCAAAACUGAAACCGCCGCAGAUCUCUGAUCGCUGAAAUUGCACGACAAUCAAAAGCCUAGAAAAGUGUUGAAUCCGCUGCACUAUUUUGCAUUUUAUUUUAAUAUUAUUUCAUUUCUUCAGUGACAGAAAUGCAAGAAGCUUCAUGUUUCUUUAAAAAAAAACUUACAGCGCACUCAAAAUGACGAAACACUCACGUUUUUCUAAAAAAAUCAAUUAAAAACUUUCACAAUUUUUUUUUUCAUUUAACCUCAUUGAACUUUUUUAAUUUAACAAACUCCAUGGACUUAUUUUUCGUUGUGCCUAAAGCUCAAAGCAGGGAAAAAAUAAAAUAACACACAAAUAAACUAAAUAUUAAUGUAGACUCUAAUAAGCAUGUAAAACAAGUCCUUCGUUUUGACACUCCAAGUUGUCUGGAAAUACAAUUUAUUGAUUAAGAAUGCCAACUUAAAGUUGAACUUGUAGAAACAGUUGAAAAAAUCACACUAACAGUCAUUUAUAAACCAAUUUAGAUUUUUUUUAUUAACUUUUGUAUCAAUUGAAAGUUUUUCAAGCAUAACUUGUGGGUUUAAAAGAGGUAAGAAAAUAGGUUGAAAAGUAAGUGUUUUUGCAGGAACAUUUUUAAAAAGUGAAAAAUAUGUUUACGGAAAUUUUCCACUUGAAUCUCUGAAUCACUGCAGUAUCGAUCGGUGGGCAUUGAUCUCAUGUCAGCACAGUUCCAACGGGCUGACGGCCUCUGCUUCUGCAGACACUCUGCGCAUAAAAGCUUUAUAGGCAAUAAACAAACAAAAACAAAAAUAGUUCUGAUGAGAAAUACCUUCAGUGGUGGCAGGAGUGGAUCUUCUCCCUUAUUCUCACAUGAAUGAAAGGCCUUGGGCCUUUUGAUGGAGGUGACACGUAAUUGGGACUCACUGUUUUCUGAAUUAGGUUUUUCAAAAUAAAGUCCUGCAUCUGCCAAGUAACUGCCCCCCCCCCCCCCCGCAUCUCACACCUCCACACUCAAUCAGGAAGCUAACAAAAACAAGGUGAGCAGAUGUCAACAAAAUAAAAGCACAAGAAGCAGUGGGGCCUCAUGCGGUCAGGUUGUGCGUGUAUUUUCGUCCCCCCAUUUUAUGUUUGUACAAAAACAUUGCUUUGCAGAUUUGUUUGUUUUUAAUUUUUUGCACUUUUGUAGUUAGUGUUCACCCGUACGAAGUGUGUAACGUCUGUUCUGUUGCUGUUUGUUUGUUUUUCAGAGAAACUAAAAUUGAUUAAAAAGGAUGAAACCGGAAGCUGUUUCUGCCUGAUGAUGUGUUCAAAGCCCCUUAGGACGGCUCGGACAGAUGAAAAAAAAAAAAAAAAAAACUUGAAAUUUCAGGCCUUGAAA